AUGGAAGUAGAACUUAAACAAACCUCUGAAUGGUCUAAUCUUGAAGAAAAUACUCCAAUCUCUAAGAGCAAUAUAUGGAACGAAACACCUAGAGGCUCGGAAGAUGUUACUCCUCAAGUUUCAACAAAGAAAUCUCGUUGGGAUGAAACACCUACUCAUCCAGAAGCUCAAAUUAGAGCCACACCUGCUGGGAAUUUGGACAUUUCAAUAAUUGCAAAAAGUACAACUAUGGAAAAAGAUCCAAAAGCACGUAAUAAACCUUUAUCAGAUGAAGAGCCUAAUGCAAUGUUUCCUUCAACUGGUUACAAAACUCUGGAACCACUAUCAGGAUAUGUACCGAUCAGAACUUCUGCUUGUAAAUUAAUGGCCACACCAACACCAAUGGUAGGCAAAGAAGAUAAAGAUGAAAGUGAAUUACCUGAAGGAAUGCAAGAUUAUGAGAUUAUUUCUUAA
Messenger RNA from Entrophospora sp. SA101, 453 nucleotides. NCBI's taxonomy places the organism in Eukaryota, Fungi, Glomeromycota, Glomeromycetes, Entrophosporales, Entrophosporaceae. The record is from the annotation of a GenBank genome assembly.